AUGUCAUCCACGGCCGUCGAGGCGCCCCUCAACCCGGCCCCUCACCCCGACGCAAGACGAGUCUGGCUAGUCUCCACCCCGAUCGACCCGCGCUCCAUCCCCGCCGAUCUCGUCGGUGUCGACGCCUCCGGACUCAAAGCCGCCAUGCGCAACCGCGGGCUCGAGACCGAGCACUGGGCACUCAAGAUCGAUUCCGCUCCUGGUCAAAAGACCGACCCCACCAUCGUCGACAUCACCGUCCAGGCCGACCACAAGAUGGUCUCGCAACUCCAUCCCACCUCGAGCCCGUACUGGAGCGGCAUCACGCGUCGCAUGGCCGUGGGCUGGACCAUCUGGAACGAUCACGAGGUGUUGGUCGCGAGCAAACAGCUGAUCAGCGCGAGACCCAAGUACGAUGGCAGGGGGAACAAUUUCAUGCAGCUCGCGAGGAUGUUGGCGAGGCAUAUUGAGUUUGUGCCGGUGGCGGUGCAAGGUGCGGGCGAGACGGAUGCUGCGGGAACGGUCGGGACGGAUGCUGGUGGUGAAGGUCUCUUGAUGCCCGGAAACCGAUCGCAGAUGACGUUGGUUUCGGGUGGAACACAGAGCCAGCGAAGUCAAUCCCUCGAAUCAUCGGAUGCGAAGAACGACCUCAAGGCGGUUCGAGAGAACAACGCCGUGCCAGCCAGAAUCCCAGCGAGCAGCCGACAGAGUCAGAGGAUGAGCAUUGCACGACCUCCGCUCAUCCAGCUGUCCACUGCUCCGUCGGAAGUCGGAUCCAUGUUGGCACCGAGACCAGCGCUGCAUCGAGCUGCGGAAUCGGAGGGGCUGACACCCUCGCCCGCCGGAUCGGUUCGAAUGUCUCUGCCUCCCCAAUCGCGUCAGCAGACAAGCUUCUCUUCGCCGCUCAACCCUCAGCGUCAGUCGAUCGGUGACCUUCGCGUGGACACCAACUCGCUGCGUGCUAGGACCAACUCGGACGCUGCUAACGCGUAUGCUACUACGCGUAUCCGUGCAUCUCGGAGACGCAGCGAAGCGCCGUCCGAAUGGACAUCCGAUGUCGCCGCGGAUCAACGAUUCCGUUCGGUAGGCUCGCGAUCCUCCCUCCACCCCGCAAACCGCGAUUCGAUGCUCAGCCUGAACACCAACUUCAUCUCCUCCCCCUCCAUGUGGCUUCCUCCACCACCACCACCACCGCAUACGGCAUCGCAUCUUCCCAUGAUGCCUUUCCACCCGCAGCUGUCCAUGCCUGGGUUUCCCUCGAUGAUGUUCACCCCGCAGCAGAUGUUCUACCCGCCACCGCAUCCGCAGAUGCCCCUGUUGGUUCCCCCCUCGCCCGGCUUCGCUAGUCAUACGAGUAGCGCGGUCAACACUCCUCCCGAAAGCCCGGCUUUGGUGGGCAAGGGGUUGAUGGCGAUGCCACACGAGUUGAGGUCCAACCUUGCUUAG
Pseudozyma hubeiensis SY62 is the source of this 1425-nucleotide messenger RNA. RefSeq lists its product as hypothetical. The coding region runs from base 1 to 1425 and encodes 474 amino acids. The transcript has a single exon. The record is from RefSeq and is a predicted model, not a curated record. NCBI's taxonomy places the organism in Eukaryota, Fungi, Basidiomycota, Ustilaginomycetes, Ustilaginales, Ustilaginaceae.